Messenger RNA from Papilio xuthus (Asian swallowtail), 386 nucleotides. RefSeq lists its product as uncharacterized. NCBI's taxonomy places the organism in Eukaryota, Metazoa, Arthropoda, Insecta, Lepidoptera, Papilionidae. The coding region runs from base 1 to 381 and encodes 126 amino acids. The record is from RefSeq and is a predicted model, not a curated record. The transcript is spliced from 4 exons.
AUGGUUGAGAGAGCCGCUGAGCGCAGCGCGCGAGCUGCUGGCGGGCCACGAGCGCCGACACCCGCACCUCUUCUCCAGCCUCAAGACUGCUCUGCUCCCGCUCAUUGCUGCCAGGUCUGUUAUAUCAUUAAAUCCCCCGAGCAGUGUGAGUGUGAGAGAGAGCCGCUGAGCGCAGCGCGCGACCUGCUGGCGGGCCACGAGCGCCGACACCCGCACCUCUUCUCCAGCCUCAAGACUGCUCUGCUCCCGCUCAUUGCUGCCAGGAAUGUAGACAGAGAGAGUGCAGAGCGCAGACACAGGAAGAAGUCAGUCAUACAGAUGAGGAAUGGCGCACCUGUUGUUGACUCCGAUGACGGCUCGGAAGAAGAACCAGUGCCAUAGACCAC